UAUGUGGAAAUGCAAUUUGACGAUGGUGGUCAGCCGACCGGUGGGAAAAUCUCGAAUUUCUUAUUGGAAAAAUCCCGUGUCACUUGUCAUAACGUUGGCGAACGAAACUUCCACGUGUUCUAUCAACUGGCGAUUGGUGCUAAUCAGCAAUUGAAAUCUGACUUUGGAUUGUCAAGUGUCAACCACUAUAACUAUCUCAAUUACGGUGAAAACUACAAGGUUGAAGAUAUAAACGACGUCCACGAUUUCCAAGCAACAUUGAAAGGUCUGGGUGUGAUGGGAAUAAACGACUCGGAGGUGCACGAUAUCUUUCAACUGGUCGCCGGAGUGCUGCACAUAGGAAAUAUUGAAUUCAGUGAAAAUGGCAAUUACUCACAAAUCGCCGAUGAUAGAUGUGAGCAUUAUUAAUUAUUUUUAGGCGAC
Messenger RNA from Ceratina calcarata, 423 nucleotides. RefSeq names its product unconventional myosin-Ie-like. Gene Ontology annotation, biological process: endocytosis; actin filament organization. Gene Ontology annotation, cellular component: myosin complex; actin cytoskeleton; cytoplasm. The record is from RefSeq and is a predicted model, not a curated record. The transcript has 3 exons. Bases 10 to 408 code for a protein of 132 amino acids. Lineage: Eukaryota; Metazoa; Arthropoda; Insecta; Hymenoptera; Apidae. Gene Ontology annotation, molecular function: microfilament motor activity; ATP binding; actin filament binding.